Messenger RNA from Gregarina niphandrodes, 399 nucleotides. RefSeq names its product putative transmembrane protein. Lineage: Eukaryota; Apicomplexa; Conoidasida; Eugregarinorida; Gregarinidae. The transcript is spliced from 2 exons. The coding region runs from base 1 to 399 and encodes 132 amino acids. The record is from RefSeq and is a predicted model, not a curated record.
AUGAAGAUAUCACAUAUAAUUUAUCAGGCUGCCAUCAUUCUAGCGCUAGUCAGCGCUGCAGCGAUCACGAUGCUCUAUGCAUUUGCGAAUCAUGUUUUUCGUACUAUUAGCGAUCAAGGUACUCUUUAUAAGUUUGGCUCAGGUUUUUAUUUCGACUUAGGCCCGGCCAUCCAACGAGCAGCCCUGGCUGCUGCGAAAAAGGGAAAAGAAUCGGUUGCGUCUCCAAAAAUAACAUCGAAGUCCAAGCGAGUUGUGGUCGAAGAGGUGGCUCCAGAAAGCGAAGAGAAUCACUCAUCAGAAGAGGCAGAGUCUCCGCCACCCCGCGCCGCUAAGUCAAAGGCUUCGACGAAGAAAGCUUCAACAGCGGCUACCAAAUCUCGUGCUCGCAAGAAUAAAUAA